Molecule: messenger RNA, 6641 nt
Organism: Sturnus vulgaris (Common starling)
Lineage: Eukaryota; Metazoa; Chordata; Aves; Passeriformes; Sturnidae
Source: RefSeq, a predicted model, not a curated record
CGUUUUGUGCUGCCCCUGCUCAGGGGAACAGAAGCAGCAGCUUCACCAUGAGGCAUUUUCUGCCAUAGCCAUUCAAAAGACAGCUCCAUGUCUGAAGUGCUGCCAGACUGAGCUACGAGCACUGCGAAGCAAACAGCUGCCACAUCCUCAUCCUACUUCUUGUCACGGCACUGCACUGGAGCUGGAAGUUUUUCAGCAAUGUAACUAGGUAAGGGGUAUUUAUUUUGAUGAAAAUGAAGGUAAAAUCCCUAUUUCCCAGUUGGUUUGACUCCUAUUUACAAAGAUCUAGUAAUGCAUGUAUGUAGGAGAAAUAUCUUACAUGAGUAAAAAUGUGCCCUGCUAAUAUUAAAAGGUGCGCGGUGGAAUUUUGCCUAAGGAUAAAAUGUCAUUUUAAUUGAAAGCUGCUGUAACUUGAUAGGGCAUAUCCACAACAGUCUUGAGGAUCUACUUUAAAAUACAGUUAAAGACAGAGACUACUCCCACCCCUGUCUCUUAGAGCUACAUGUCCUCUUUGAUCCAUCCAUGGUGCUUACGAUUCCUAAGAGACACGCAUACUGUCAGUAGUCUGAGCUCAUUAAUAUUUAUAUACCUUUCAUCUGAAGAUGUGUGCUUUGCAAUUAUUAAUUAAAAAACAUUUCACAAACCCCUAAAAUUUAGCUCCAUUGCAUAGCUUACAAAAUGAGGAAAGUUUGUGUGUCCUUUGCAUGAAACAAAGUGAGAUUAGGAAUGUGGAAGCUUGUCUGCAUGGACUUUUACUGUGCAGUAUUUCUCUACCUUUCUUUUGCCAGUAACUUUGGACAAGGCAGCACAGGUUUCCCUUGACAAUAAGAUGCACCAUGAGCUGUACUACCUAGGCAAUACUGAGAAGAUAAGUGAAGGGAGCCUUCUCUUUCGUUCUGGUUCUUCACACAGUGCUUGCUUGCUUUUUAGAAAGCUUCUUUAAAACUACAGCCUGGAAAUGCUUUGUCAGCCCUGCAGCCCACAUCUCGAGUGAAUAUUUUCUUGGACAUGUUAAACUCUUCCCUUACCCUGUAUUUUGGUUCUCAUGUUAGAGUAGAUAGAAGGGAUGGUGGGUUAUAAUCCACCAGAUGUGGCCCUCUCCUCUCCGUCCUCCCUGGUGCUUAUGGAAUGAAGGAGCUUGGCUCAGUGUGAGACUGAUAACGGGAGGGAGGGCUUGCCAUGCGAUUAGACCAGUUCACUGUAAACAUCUAAGUUGCACAAGUGGCUCAAACUUUGAUCUUUUUGUUGUGGAAAAGAAAUCUGAGACUCUGAAACCUGCCCUCAGUCACAAACAAGGAGGUGGACAUUACUCAAGCCCAACUGUGGAAAUGUAAAUACAGUUAAAUGUGAUCAAAAUGGAAAAAGCACUUUUUUCUUCCUCAUCCCCUGCUCCCCAGUGUACUGCCUACUUUUACCAGGGGCUCCUACUCUGACUUGCCUAGCUUUGUUUGUGAAUGCAGGCCCCAGUCUCACACCUGAAACACCCAAAUCCAAAUGCUCCCGAGUGCUGUCUGGGAUAAGGUUUAAGCCACAGGUGCAAUUAAGCUUUUAAGUGGUAAGCCUAUUUGGUUAGGGGCACACCUAGAGCCUGCAACAAGCUGGGAGAAAAACGAUCAGUCUUUCAAACUGACAGGUGGUUCCUGAAAUACUGCUGGAAGGGUUAAGAAGAAGCUACAGCUUUUGUGAUUCUUCUGGUAUUUAGUGUAACAACUCUCAGAACAAGGUCUUUGUGGAUACAUCUGGCUGUCCUAGUGAGGUGGGAUUUGAUUUUAAUUACAAAUCUGGUAAUGGAUUAUCAAAAUGAUGGUUUUGCUGAAGCCUUGGGCACACUCUUCAUAGUCCUGUCUUCUUUUUCUCUCAUGCCCUCCUUCCAAAAUCUGCUUGUGCAAACACUGGAGCAAAAGGAUAUGUUUUGUGGAAGUGUAGGCUGUUAGCCUGUGGUCUGUUUUACUAUUGGCAUUUAGGCCUUUGAUUAGAUUUUUAGAGGAGAAAUGUCAUAGUAGGUUGUCUGAUAAAAUGCUGGUGAAUAUUUUAAGAUGCAAAUGUUUACAGGCAUUCAAUGAAGAUAAGAAAAAUGAGGGAUGUGAGAUUUCAGUAAUUCCUUACCAUUCUGAUUUUUUUGCACUGUGUCAUAGCUUUGCUUUUACAAUCAUUAGAACAGCAUCAGAGACCUUUGCUUUGCAUAGCCUUGAGUUCUUGGGCAAGGAUUUAAACAUGGAACAUUAAGACAUGUUAGUGAACAUGUCCUAAUUAGUCUCUUCCUUGGCUACCACAUCCUCAAAGGCCACAAGCCUUACCUACACUAUACUUCUCAAAUACCUUCAACAGUAUAGUAUUUUAUCCUAGUCUAGACAAAGUCUUAAGGGUUAUGUUGUCUAGUCAACUAAUCACUCCUUUUAGUGGGAAAACUGUUUUUCCUUUAGAAUUGUUUCUCUGUUUUUUCCUCCUUGCUGUCUUCUUUUCUCCUCCUUCCCUCUGCAUACCUUCCCUGCAGCAACUCCUGUUCCAUCUGCCGUAAUGGAAGCAUUAACUAUUUAAUUGCUGAUUAGGAAAAUCUCAUCACGUGGGCUUUGCAACAAUACUGGAGUGGGAGGCAAGAGGAAGGAGAUGUGAAGCUAUUCUGUUCUGAAUCAGCAUGGGAUAGAGUGCCUAGAAGACGUUCAGACCAAGCACAGCUAGCGCGUCCCUGCUGGUUCUCCAUUCUGCAUCCGUGCAGCCACGUUCUAUUGAUGGCCUGUUGUGAUUUCAAUGGAACAUCAUGGGAUGUACCUGGCACGUCGGGCAGCACUGGAUGGAGGUGCCUUUAGCCCAAUGUACCUGGCAUGUACUGUUAGCUCACUGUUCAGGUGCUCGGUGUCUAGCCUUCUCAUCCAGCCACAAAUCCUCUACGUGAAAUGAGUGAUUCCUUAGAUCUGUUUUUGAUUGAUUCUUUGCUUCACUGGUGUUGCUUCUUAAAAGGUGGUAAGGUGAAGGUGAGAGGAAGAGAAGGUGGAGAUGGAACUGCCAAAUCAUGCCAAACAACUGCUACUGCAGCUGAACCAGCAACGAGCCAAAGGUUUCCUCUGUGAUGUGAUCAUUGUGGUAGAAAAUGCCCUGUUUCGUGCCCAUAAGAACAUCCUGGCAGCCAGCAGCAUGUAUUUCAAAUCCCUUGUUCUGCAUGACAACCUGAUAAACUUAGACACGGACAUGGUGAACCCCACUGUGUUCCGGCAGAUCUUGGACUUUAUUUAUACUGGUAAGCUCUUAACGACUGACCAGCCUGGUGAACAGAACUUUAAUGCUCUCCUCACCGCAGCAAGCUACCUCCAACUGCACGACCUGGCAGCUCUCUGCAGAAAAAAGCUGAAGCGGAACAGCAAGUCCUUUGCUGGCAAGGCCGGUGGCCUUGGUGUUGGGAGAUCUGCCAGAAGUCAGAGACUUUCCACUGCUUCAGUCAUCCAAGCUCGCUAUUCAGGGUCAAAUGAGGGGUUGAAGGGCUCACACACAAAGGAGCUGUCAAAGGGAAAGCUCUCUGAUGACGAGGUCUUCAUCAGUAGCUCCAACCAAGAGAAUUGUCACUCCUUAAGCAGGGGAACCAGCAAAAACGGUGGUGGGAGCAGCAGUGCGAAUGGGAGCACCGGUGACCAAGAACUAGGCCUUGACCUGUCCAAAAAAAGCCCCUCGCUCCCUGUUGCAGCCUCCCACGAUGACACGCAGCACAGUGAAAGCCAGCAUGGCUCUCCCCAAUCUGCCUCAGCCCCUGCAGCCAACAGUGCCUCAUCGUUUGACGAGUCUGGCGUCGGAGCCCCCCACAGCAUGGCGGACAGCAGCGACCCCAUGGAGAUGGAUCUGAGCGAGGAGUGCCACCACUCACUGACAGAGAGCAGCCAGCGCAAGGGCCUCCGGUCCCGCAAGAAGGAGUGGAUCAAGAAAGACAACGCCUUUGACCGAAAGGAAGGGGGCAAAGACAGGGAUGAGGGUGAAGGGCUGCCCAACGGUAUCCUGCUGGGACCCUUGUCCAAGUCUGUGGAGAGGAGCCUGGCUGGGGCCUAUGGGGCAGAUCUGCCCUACCCAUGUAAGGAGGAGGUAGAAAACGGUAAGGAGAACAGUGACGACAGCGGCCAGAGCGAGAGUGAGAGUGGCGGCCACACCAGUGCCAAUUAUGUCUACCGGCAGGAGGGGUUUGAGCCAGUGGCCUAUGGUGACAACCUGUAUGUCUGUAUCCCCUGUGGAAAAGGCUUCCCGAGCUCAGAGCAGCUCAAUGCCCACGUGGAAACGCACACCGAGGAAGACCUUUACAUCAAGGAGGAAGGCACAUACGGCAGCAAGGAUGAAGCUGAGGAUUUGUCCAACCCCAAUCAGUCCUAUGCUGCGGAGUCCCGGCCCUUCAAGUGUUCAGUGUGUGAGAAGAGCUACAAGGAUCCAGCCACGCUGCGGCAGCACGAGAAGACUCACUGGCUGACACGGCCCUUCCCUUGCAACAUCUGCGGCAAGAUGUUCACGCAGCGGGGCACCAUGACACGGCACAUGCGCAGCCACUUGGGGCUCAAGCCCUUUGCUUGUGAGGAAUGUGGGAUGCGCUUUACCCGACAGUACCGACUAACAGAGCAUAUGCGUGUCCACUCAGGAGAAAAACCUUACGAAUGUCAACUGUGUGGUGGGAAAUUCACCCAGCAGCGCAAUCUGAUCAGCCACCUGCGAAUGCAUACCUCUCCCACAUAAGCCAAAGACUCCAGAAUGAGCUUCAAGCCCAUCCGCAGUGAUUUACCUUUCUGUAGACUUGCUGCUUAAAAAAAAACAAAAAAGAAAAAAAAAACAAAAACAAAAAAGGGGGCAACUCCCCAUACUCUGUUCAGUCAUGAGAGGCCUAAACAAAUGUAGCUUUAACAUUUAAAAAAAAAAGUUCAUUUUUUCCCCUUUUUUUAAAAAAAGAAAGGUCCACAGCCAAGCUGAUGCAUUUAGUCCCAGUCUCCCUUCAAAUUUUGAUGACCUGGCAAGAAAUACCUCUUCUUUUUGCACACAUCAACUUCAUUGCCAUAUUGCUUAUCUGGAGCAGGUAGGGGGACCUUGGGGAACUUUCACCCUCUGCUGGCUCCCUCCUCCCUGCUCUUUCUGUGUUCCUGUCACUGUACUCACCUCCUCUCUUAAAACCAAACUCAGUAGGGGUAUUUCUUGCCAUUAAAAAGAAAACAAAGUACACCUUUUCAGUGGCCUAAGUAGCUGUGAAAUAACAGCGUUCUCAAGUGCAGAAGCUGUGUCUGUGGACCAUCUCACAGGGUUGGCAGCCCCUCCAGAGACUGUGGGCAAGCCACAGUAGUGGUGGAGCCCACUCCCGUUCCCUGGGCUGGUGAUGGUGGGGGGAGCAGCUCCCAGGGCUGCACCAGCCCCAAUACUUCACUUAAAGAAAUGGCGAAGCCUCCCUUACCAUCCCUCCCCAUUUCGGUUUUGAUCUUUGUCCUUGGCACACGUAACCACGUGCCACCUUCUCCCAUCAAACACGCAAACCUCUUUUGCCUUACCCAUGACUGAACAGGGACUGGAUGCCCUGGGAAUUUCUUUCAGUGAGCAGGGGGUCGUCUUUACUUUUCUAGUAGUUUCGUAUGAAUAUUCUUUGCUUAGAGGUACUUGUUUUAUUAAAGGAAAAACCAUUGUAACGUUUAUGUGAAUGUUUGAACUGGAAGGUCUGAGGUUAAUUCUAGGGUGGGUGGGUGGGGAGGGGGUUUGAUGUAGGCUGGACUUGCUACAAGUUCCAUAGGUACUUUUUUAUUAUUUUUUUUAUUUUAUUUUUUGUGUGUGUGUAUGUUUUUAGCUUUCCUCCCUCACUAAAGAGCAAGUCUGUGUGGACAGACUUGUUACCUUUGCUACCUCUUGAAUUCAUGAGAACAAUAAGAUGGUUAGUGAAAGAUUAGGCAUUUUUUUUCUUUUAUUGUAAGUAAUUAAAUGUAAAAAAGUAGAAGCUAAAUUAAAGUUAAGGGAUUUUUACCACCCCGUCCUUCCAUCAAAAGUCAACUAGAGAAAUGUUAAAGCAAAGCUUGGCCAAAGACAAAGAAAAAAGUACACUGAGUUAGAGGCUGUGCUGGCUGCUUGGACUGGCUCAAUUCGCAGUCUCUUGCCUGUCUGUAGUCACUUUUAGAUAAAAGCAGAAAACUUCUCUGAGCUUUUUGGGCCCUUUCCAGCUUUGUUUAUUGAGUCUGGAUACUAUGGGGAGGGGAAAAUGUCCCCCUCAUCUUCCACUCCCCCAGCACAUCUGGGUCAGUCUGUAAACACCUGGCAGGACAGAGGGUGAGGGCAUAGCAGCCUAUAAUUUACUAGAAUCCAGAGUGCAAUAAGGUGGGGGAGAGGAGGAGAAAGCAAACCAAAGUGUUUCAUAUCCUCCCUUUUAGACAAUUUAACACACGCACACAAAAAAAAAAAAAAAAAAAAAGAAAAAAUGAAAAGAAAAAGAAACAAAAUGUUCUUGCAACAUCUGCCUAAGACAUCACAGCCAACAGCUGCUAUUGGUUUAGGAGAGAAGACAGAGAACUUUGCCCACUGAUUCUUGGCCCCCUUGACUUUGUUGGCGUGACCUUGUGGAAAGCUAUGGCUUAUUUCAAGCCUCCCGUGACUGUGGUGGUAAAAAUUCACAGCCAGUAGAAUCAUCCCUUCUGAAAUGACUAAGGUUU